Molecule: messenger RNA, 810 nt
Organism: Ipomoea nil (Japanese morning glory)
Lineage: Eukaryota; Viridiplantae; Streptophyta; Magnoliopsida; Solanales; Convolvulaceae
Exons: 1
Coding region: 1-810 (269 amino acids)
Source: RefSeq, a predicted model, not a curated record
AUGGCUUCCCAAUUUACUAUAACCACAAAUGAUGUUAUCCAACUAAAUGCUCCGUCCAACUUCCCUAUCAAACUCACCCCCACUAAUUUUCCUGUUUGGAAACUCCAAGUCCAGUCGACAUUAAUUGGCUUCAAUCUUCUUAGCUACAUUGACGAUUCUAUUAAAGAACCAACCAAGUUUAGUGGUGCUGAACAAACCACCUCGAAUCCUGCACACUUGACUUGGUAUCGUCAAGACCAAAUCAUUACCAAUGCAUUACUAGGGAGUUGUUCUGACACAAUUCAACCCUUAAUCUCUUCCGCACCCACAGCGAGUGAUGCCUGGCAACGGCUCGUUGCUAGCUAUGCUAGUGCCUCUCGAGGACAGAUCAUUUCCCUCAAGGCCAAGCUCACCAAAAACCCGAAAGGUGAUCGAUUGGUUACCGCUUUCUUGACUAAUAUGCGGUCCACACCCGACGAUCUCGCCUUGGCUCAGUCCCCAGUUUCGGAUGAUGACAUGGUGGUUUAUGUUUUAACACAGCUUGGAGACGAGUACAGACCCAUUGUCUCCGUUGUUCAUGUCCAUGACACGCCAAUCUCUUUGGGCGAAUUAGCCAAUGUUCUCACCACUGAUCAUAAACGUCACUUGAAAGAACCUGAGGAGGUUCGCCAGUCCCUGUUGGCUACUGCCAAUGCCACUGAACGCAGUUUCUGGGCUUCACCGAAUUCUCAUCAGCCCACAACCAACAGGAGAUUUCGCAGCAACAGCAACACUAACAGGCAAACACGACAGCAAAAUGGCAAUGUUGUUUUUGUUGAUCAUUUUUCUUGA